Molecule: messenger RNA, 2438 nt
Organism: Caenorhabditis angaria
Lineage: Eukaryota; Metazoa; Nematoda; Chromadorea; Rhabditida; Rhabditidae
Source: the annotation of a GenBank genome assembly
AUGAGCACUGUAGAUAGACUAGCUGGCGAAUUACAUGCGGAAAGACAAAAAUUGGCACUCUAUGAAAGAAAUUUGAGAGGUUUGUUUUUAAUUGGGACGCUCGAAAUGAUUUAUUGAUUUUUUUAGUAGCUGUGGAGAGUUGCAAAGUGUUGAAGACAGAAAAAGAGAAUUUGGCAAAUAUUAUCGCUGGAUUCGCAUGCGCUGAAAUUAAGGCAGGAGCUAGUGAAAUCGAACAACUCAAGCAAAAGGUUGGACUAUUGACAAAGGAAUUUCAGUCGAAAGAAUCGGCGUUGGUUUUGGCAAGAACUACAGUUAUUGUGAGUUUUUAUGGGGGAGGUGUGGGAAAAAAUUUGGAUUGAAAUUUUUCAUGUAAAAAUAUUGCUGUUUCAAAUUUUUUUUGAAAGAAUUAGGCCCACGCAGAGUUUAGCUUGCUCUCGAAUUCAAGGAUUGUCAAAAAAGUUAGGUUUUCUUUAAAAAUUAAAGUUCAUCAAAUAUUUAAGGCCAAAAUUAAAUUCAAUUUCUAAAAAACUAUACUUUUUUCCAGAAAGAAAACACGGAACUUAAAAAACGUCUGGCUGAAGCUCAAAACGUAACCCAACAAACUCCCACUCACAAAUCCGAAGGAUCAGAAAAUGUACAAAUUGCUGAACUUGAACUUCGACUGAAAAAAGAGAUUGGCUUGAAUAAAAAAUAUGAGAAAAAGUUGCAACAACUCGAAGAAAUCACAAAAGAAAACGAUGAGAAAAAAUAUGAGAAUAUAAUAAAACGACUAGAAGAGGAACGUGAACAAUUCAAAAAAUUAUAUGAAGAUGCACAUGGUCGAAGUAUAUAUUUAGAGAGGAAAUUUGCAUCACUUCAACUUGAUCAAAAGAAAUCACAUGAAGAUGAAAUUGCAAAGACACAUCUACAGAAAAAUCAUGUUGUUCUUGAAGAAGAUGAUUUUCGAAUCACUAAACUUGAAGAGCAAAUUCGCAUUCUAAGUCAGAGAUGUGAUGAAAAAGAGAACGAGAUAUCGGAACUCUCUGGAUUUCUAACAGUUUUGAAAGGGGAGAAUGUUUUUCUGAAGGAGCGAUUGGAACAGAUGGAAAGAUGCAAGAGUACGACUCCUGAGGCCAUGUGUUUUGUGGAUUUAAUGAGUGAAGAAUUUGAGAAGUUUAAGGAGGAUAAUGAAGAUGUUCUAGGUGAGUCUAAAAAAAAGUUUUUCAAUUCAGAUUUCUGAAAACCAUUUUUCCAGAAUUUCUCUGCCCUGCUGUUUUUAACGAAGUUAUGAUUUUGAUCGAAGAAGCUAAAGCCGAGAACUCCAAAUCUGAUCAAGUCAAAAUUUUGGAGCAUCAAGUUUUGAAACUUGAAAAAUCGAUAACGCAAAAAUCUACAGAAGUUGAGAGACUUGCCGAGAAGAUUCAAGAUUCUGAAAAAUUCCAAAGAAAACUUGAAGCCGAUUUGGAAGCCAAGGAAGAGUCGCUGACUAAAAAUCUUGAAACUAUUCGAAAACUCAAAGAUGAUUUGAAAAUUGAGGUAUCUAAAACGGAUGAGAUGAAGUCUGAAGUUUCAAAACAACGAAUCCGUGCACACGAAGAAAUCGAUGCUCGUGAUCGAGAAAUCGAGGCUUUCCGCAAAAUGUUGGUCAAUUUUCGAAAUGAGAAAAUGGAGAAGCCGAGGAAGAUCAGUAAACAUAAUAGGAAUUCGGGACAUGAAGAUGAUCCAGCAAGCUUCCGUAGAAGCCGCACUUUCUCACAAGAUGAUCGAGAAAGCAACGCAAAUGUGCCAAAUGAUCCGGAUUCGAAAAAUGUUUAUUAUGAAAAUCAGCUGACCAAGAAAGAGUUUGAUAUUCAAGAGUUACGGUAAGUAUUAUAUUUUCUGGAUAGGUUUAAAAGUUUCUCUGAUUUUUCAGUAAACAAUUGCUGGAUUUGGAAGUGAGGCUGCGUGAAAAUGAGCAAGUUGCAAUGACAAGACAAUUGGAAUCUGUUGCCAGAAGUGAAGAGAUGACUGAGAAAGUUCGAGCACUUGAAGGUAUCAUUUUUUUCUUGAGUAUAAAAAAUACGCAUUGAAAUUUUGUACUCUGAAUUUUUUUUGAUUCACAGAAUUUGUUAAAUUGAAUUAGGAUCCCCUCAACUAAAAUAAGUCUUCGAAACUCAAAAAAACUUAUUGUGAAUUUUUUUUGAGGACCUAAUUAUAGGAUGGGACCAAAAAUUGAGAUUGUAGUUCAUUUUCAAAUUUUCAAGUUCCCUUUCAGAGUUCAAUUUUAAAAAUCAAUAUUCUUCCCAGGAAAACUUCAAAUGCUCUCCUCUACCAGUGAGAUCGACUAUCUCCGCAACAUUUUCACACAAUUUCUUCACUCAAUGAAUUCCCCGAGUAUGCCAAGUAAACCGAUUCUGAAAGCAAUGGGAUCAGUGCUCAAAAUUCCGAUUUCCGAAAUGCGAAUGAUUGAUAAAAAAUGA